Molecule: messenger RNA, 3181 nt
Organism: Phytophthora nicotianae INRA-310
Lineage: Eukaryota; Oomycota; Peronosporomycetes; Peronosporales; Peronosporaceae
Exons: 2
Coding region: 16-1539 (507 amino acids)
Biological process (GO): actin filament organization
Molecular function (GO): actin filament binding
Source: RefSeq, a predicted model, not a curated record
CAAAUCGUUAGGGUCAUGUUAUUUUGUCUCGGUGUUUUUCACGGUACUCCCUUUUCGUGUGGUAGGGUUCCUGAGCUCCCCCCGCUGUGCAUAUUCAAGAAAGACGCGCAGAGUCCUGUUCAGUUACUAGAGCCUGGUACCAUGAGCCACUUUGUGCGCCAGAGCAAGUUCCGUCACGUGUACAUCGAGCCUGCCAAGCUCGAGUCCUGCUACACGAAUGUGCGGCUGGCUACGGCGACGGGUGAGCAAAACUACAUCAAGGGUAACACCAAGUUUUUCGCCGUGUCCAUCCAGGCGGGUGGUGGUGCCAUGGCCGUGGUGCCUUACGAUAAGGUGGGCAAGUUUGACCCGGACUUCCCGCUUAUCUCUGGUCACCGUGGUGCCAUCUUGGACUUCGACUUUAACCCUUUCCACGAGCACCUCAUUGCGUCGGCCUCGGACGAUACUACCAUUAAGGUGUGGGGUAUCCCCGAGGGCGGCCUGGCCGAGACUUGCGUGGACCCUCUCGUGGACUUGACUGGCCACGGCCGCAAGGUGACGCUUAUUAAGUUCCACCCCACGGCUAACAAUGUGCUGGCCAGUACGUCGUCCGACUUUUCCACGCGGCUGUGGGAUAUUGAAAAGGGUUCCGAGAUCGUCAAGAUGGAGGACCACGGAGAGAACCUGAUUCAGGACCUGGCUUGGAGCUGGACUGGUAGUUUGCUCGCUACCACAUGUAAGGACAAGGUCGUGCGUCUGUAUGAUGCUCGUUCCGGCCAGAUUGCCGCGCAGAAGGAGAACGCCCACAUGGGCACGAAGAGCGUCAAGAUGAGCUUCCUCGGUAGCAAGGAGACGUUCGUCACGGUGGGCUUUACGCGUCAGAGUCAGCGUCAGUUCAAGGUCUGGGACCCGCGUAACCUCGACAAGGAGCUGAAGAAGGUGGACAUUGACCAGGCCGCAGGUGUCAUCAUGCCGUUCUACGACCCGGACACGAACCUCCUGUACUUGUGUGGUAAGGGUGACGGUAACAUUCGCUACUACGAGAUGUCGGAGGGUGAGCCGUUCGCAUUCCCCAUCAGUGAGUACCGCUCGACGACUUCUGCCAAGGGUAUGGCUAUGAUCCCCAAGCGCGGUUGCGAUAUCAUGAAGUGCGAGACUACUCGUCUACUGAAGCUGACAUCGAAUGCAAUUGAGCCGCUGCACGUGUUCGUGCCCCGCAAGUCGGACGCUUUUCAGGACGAUAUUUUCCCUGACACGUACGCUGGCAUUCCCUCAAUGACUGCCGACGACUGGCUGGGUGGUGCCGAUAACUCGCCCGUGCUGAUGUCCCUCCGUCCUGAGAUGCAGGGUAAGGUCACCAACGAUGGCAAGCGCUCACGCUCUGCAUCCAAGGCGAACAGCGUGGGUGCUGGCAUUGCGGCUCGCGUGGCUCGUUUCGCACGCGGCGGCAGCAAGACCGACAACACCCCCGAAGGCAAGCUUAAGGCCGAAUUGGACACUGCUAACGCACGAAUUGCAGAGCUGGAGAAGCUGCUUCGUGACAACGGCAUCUCGUACUAAAAAGCGUCAGGACAGGACUGACUGCUACGACUACUGGGUAGGGGGACUAUUAAAUCCCCUAUCACGGUUGGAUUGGAAUGCCGUUAGAACGACGCUAAUUGUCGCUUCGUUUUCUGUUUUGGCUCUUGCAGUCGGAACCAAAUACUUAUUAGAUUCGUGAGCAAGCAAGAGGCCUACGCACGCACCGAGUGGAGAGCAGGACAGCAAGAAUACCAAGAGAAGUGUGAGAAUACACGCAAAUGCAUGUCGAACAAAAAUUGUGUGCUAUUCAGUUGACCUCUUUUUACUGUUUGCUGUUCCUGACUAAUCAGUGCUGAAGAAUUUCGUGUCAGGUUGAGAGCCGUCCUCAAGCUGCGGUGUGCUGACAAUGUUGUGGCGCAAGGAGUCGAGACUCCAUGACAGGAUAUCGAGUGUUUGCCAAGCGUUUGCCCCCGUUGCACCAGUAAAUCCAACCCAUGCUCGACCGUGGAAGAGUUCAAGAGUGUUCUCGAUUCGUAAUGGCACUGUCAGCACAGGGCUGUUCAUAUCGUCCAGAUAAAUCGUGAGUAGCCCGAUACCCGACCGCCAGGCACCUGUGGAGAAGAAGUUACCAGCUAGCGUGCUGGCCGUGAAUGCUUCGUCGAAGAGCAUGCUUUCGUCAAGAUUGGAUUUGUACGUGAUCCGCACAGUGUGGGUAUCCUCCGUCAGGUCCGGAAGAUUACUAGUAGCGCCGAGAGAGUGCGUAUGAUUGGGCUGCACUACUCCUCCGUUUCCACUGACGUGUACGCUGAUGUGAUUCUCGUAGACAUCUAGCAAUUCCGGAUUGAACCACGUAUCGAACUCAAUGGCGAGUGCGUUUCGGAGACCGCCAUAGCCAAGGGACAUACCUCCGGAACCCAGUGCAAGCUCUUGUUGCACGUCGUUUUGUAUCACAAAAGCAAAGCCGUCGCCUCCACGAGACCUGCAGUUUGUGUGGACGUUGUCCAUUACACGGCAUGUUGUUGAAGGAUUGGUCGCUCGAAAUGAGAAACUGGUGGUGAAUCCUUCUCGGACGUUCAUUUGUCGUGGAUACCAAGCUGCGCCCGUGAGGAACGAUUGCGACGCUGUGAGCCUCAGGACUGUACCACAAGAUGUUGUAAUUGGGGCGGCAUCAACUGGUUGUGCUGGAGUUGAUUUGUCGAAGACAGACACUUGCUUCGCUGGAAAAGGCAUGGCUGCCAUGGCGUUCGUGGGCAACGAGCGAUGUGUUGAUCCAUUGACGUAAAUGACGUUGCGACUCUCGCUUUCAAAGCACACGUACGAACACCCUGUAAUGGCUGCAGUCAAAUCUCUUGGAACUGUCGCGUCAAAGCCAUCACAGCACGAAACUGAGGCGUUGCAGUUCUGAAGCUGUUAAAAUAGGCUCGUCAGUGAAGUAUUAUGCAAGAGCGAGCAAUUGCUGGGAGAGGGGAAACUUACAUGGGCAUCGCCGUUCACGUACAAUCCGAAGUGUCCUUGGUCGCCUACUUCACCAGUUGGACCAAGCGUCGGAGUUGUACGGAGAGCAAUGGCUUCAGGAAGUGCACUGAGAUUUGUCAGUAGUUGAGCGCUGAACUGAGGAAAGGAAAAAUCUGUUAACGAGAUAUCAUCGGUUAGAACAUUGAAGGCAGUUCAAGAGUACGCA